AUGUUAAAGGGGGCUGCAGUGUUUGAUAAGCGGCAGGAUCGCUCUGUACGCUGCGUAAUUGCCCAGGUGGUUGUUGCGCCAGUGCACCAGCUGUUGUGUACGCUGAGGCCCAAAAACGCAAAGCUUCUGUGCCCAGACGAGACGCCAAAGAGCAUCGUCGGAAGAGCUGCGCUUGCUCCUGAACUGAUUGGUCAUGGCUUCCUGUCUCGCUUUCAUUGGUUCUGCAGCGAAAUGAUGCCCAGAAGAUACCCUACCCCGCCCAACGACUAUUGA
Blastomyces dermatitidis ER-3 is the source of this 273-nucleotide messenger RNA. RefSeq lists its product as uncharacterized. The record is from RefSeq and is a predicted model, not a curated record. NCBI's taxonomy places the organism in Eukaryota, Fungi, Ascomycota, Eurotiomycetes, Onygenales, Ajellomycetaceae. The transcript has 2 exons. Bases 1 to 273 code for a protein of 90 amino acids.